Messenger RNA from Coccomyxa subellipsoidea C-169, 1059 nucleotides. Its product is annotated as A/B/D/E cyclin. The transcript has 8 exons. The record is from RefSeq and is a predicted model, not a curated record. Gene Ontology annotation, molecular function: cyclin-dependent protein serine/threonine kinase regulator activity. Gene Ontology annotation, biological process: regulation of cyclin-dependent protein serine/threonine kinase activity; mitotic cell cycle phase transition. Gene Ontology annotation, cellular component: nucleus; cyclin-dependent protein kinase holoenzyme complex; cytoplasm. Lineage: Eukaryota; Viridiplantae; Chlorophyta; Trebouxiophyceae; Coccomyxaceae. The coding region runs from base 1 to 1059 and encodes 352 amino acids.
AUGCAGGUGCAGGAGCUCGCGAAGAAAUACGGAGUGCCAUAUAGGAUCGUUGCCAAAAACCUGGCGUCCAACGAGCAGCAGAGGCAGUCACAAGGGAGUGACACAGUGUCUUCCAGCAGCCUUCGAUCAGUUCAAACGGAGGAGGAAGCCCCCGCAGAGCCAGAGUACAUUGACAUUGACGCUGUGGACGCCGACAACGAGCUGGCCUGCACUGACUACGUGCAUUCCAUCAUGGAGUAUUUGUUCACAUCAGAGCGGAAACGACGGCCACUGGCGUCCUACAUGAGCACAGUGCAGCGGGACAUACAUGCCAACAUGCGUGGCAUCCUAGUGGACUGGCUGGUGGAGGUGGCCCUGGAGUACAAGUUGGUGUCGGACACACUGUUCUUGGCCAUCUCCUACAUAGACCGCUUCCUGAGCCUCCAGGUGGUGCCCCGGCAGCAGCUGCAGCUUGUCGGCGUCUCCUGCAUGCUCCUGGCGGCAAAGUACGAGGAGAUCUAUGCCCCGCAGGUGGACGAGUUCUGCUACAUCACAGACAACACAUACUCCAGGAAGGAGAUCCUGGGCAUGGAGGACUGCGUUCUGGAUUCGCUCCAUUUUGAGCUGACAGUGCCCACUCCGCGGCUGUUCCUGCGGCGCUUUCUGAAGGCCUCUGCUGCCGACUGGCCCAGCUGCGGCAUCUGGCAAUCAGAGCAGGAGUACCUGGCGGCCUACAUCACAGAGCUGUCCCUGCCAGAGUACACAGCGCUGCAGUGGCUGCCGUCACUGAUAGCAGCUGCGGCUGUGCUGGUGGCGCGGUACACCUGUUACACGGCGAUCCCUGCCCUGCGCAGCCUCCCUGUCUGGUCGUCCACCCUCGUGCACUACACCCGCUACCGGGCGUCAGAGCUGCGCACAUGCGCGCUGGCGCUGCAUAGCUUCUACGAGCGCGCAAGCAGCAAGGUCAUGAACAGCCUGCCGGCCAUCCAGGAGAAAUACGCGCAGCCCAAGUACAAGUGUGUCUCAGCCAUCCACCCCCCCAGCCGCCUGCCAGAGGCCAUCUUUGCCGACCCCCAGUGA